GUACCUACGUAAUGAAGUGGUGUGUUAACUUCACGUUACACACGUUCGAUGUAUCAAAAAAAAUGUUAUAAUUAUUAAAUAUUUUGAAUCGAUCAAUUUAAAAAAACGUGGUUAAAUGAGAUGAAAACUUGCGUUUAACCGUUUUCCCUCGAAAGGUGUGUCGGAGAAAUGGUUUCCGCUCAUAAAGAUCAUGUUCUAGUUGGAAUUCCCGUUUUAAAUGAAACCACCGAUUUGCGAAGAAACAAAAGCGUUUGGAGGACAUGGAAUCAACUUUCGAGGUUCCAACGCAGUCUAAUCUACAUGAUUUUCGCCGUCUUAUUCUUCAUGAUACUAUAUUUUAUACCAAACAACACCGAUUCUUUAAUAAUCAAUUAUGUGGAAACCACACAAAAGGGAGGAUUAAAAAAAAGUGGUAGUGAUGAAGUUCCCGGACAAGUUUUAGAGGAACCCAGCCUUAAAGGCGGUUUCGAUCCCGUUCAGGUUAACACAUCAAGACUAUUUUUCGGACCAACCACUCAACAACAAAAAGCCGUUGUUGAAGCAUUUAAACACGCCUGGCAAGGUUAUAAAGAAUUCGCAUGGGGCCAUGACAAUUUAAAACCAAUUUCUAAAAAUUAUUACGAUUGGUUUGGAUUAGGAUUAACUAUUAUUGAUAGUUUGGAUACGAUGUAUAUUAUGGGUUUACAACGAGAAUAUGAAGAAGCUCGUACUUGGGUUGAUAAACAUUUACAGUUCACUCACGAUCGUGAUGUGAAUUUAUUUGAGGUUACAAUUCGCGUUUUAGGGAGUUUAUUAAGUAUUUAUCACUUAACAGGUGAUCGGAUGUAUUUACAAAAAGCUACUAAUUUGGGUGAUAGGUUGUUACCAUGUUUUGAAACUCCAUCUGGAGUACCAUAUUCAGAUGUUAAUUUACACACAAUGCAAGCACAUCCUCCAAGAUGGUCUCCAGAUAGUAGCACAGCUGAAGUUAGUACCAUUCAAUUGGAGUUUAGGGAUUUAAGUAGAUGUACUGGUGAUCCAAAAUAUGAGGAUGCAGCUGCAAAAGUAUCUGUAAUAAUACAUGGUUUAAAAAAGACAGAUGGUUUAGUUCCUAUUUUUAUUAAUCCCCAAUCAGGUGAAUUCAGAUCAUAUUCAACAAUUACAUUAGGGGCAAGGGGUGAUAGUUAUUAUGAAUACCUUUUAAAGCAAUGGCUACAAACUGGAAAAACUAUCGAUUAUCUGCGCGAUGAUUAUGUAGCCGCAAUUAAAGGAAUUGAAAAGCAUUUAGCGAAAAAAACAGUUCCAAACGGCUUGGUUUUUCUUGGAGAGAUUUUGGCUGGAGGAAAAGACUUUAAACCAAAAAUGGACCAUUUAACCUGUUAUUUACCGGGAACUUUAGCAUUGGGCGUCCACGCUGGUCUUCCAAGUAAACACUUAAAAUUAGCAGACGAUUUGAUGAACACUUGCUAUCAAACGUACGCUCAACAACCGACAUUUCUAGCUCCAGAAAUAACCUAUUUUAAUAUGCAAGGUGAAAACUCUAACGAUCUCUACGUGAAAACGAACGACGCCCAUAAUUUAUUAAGACCGGAAUUCAUUGAGAGCUUAUGGUACAUGUACCAAUUAACGGGAAAUACUACGUAUCAAGAAUGGGGUUGGAAGAUUUUUGAGGCUUUUGAGACCUACACAAAAGUUAAAAAUGGAUAUACAUCGAUAGGUAAUGUAAAAUCUGUUACCAAUUUAAAGAGAAGGGAUAUGAUGGAAACUUUUUUCUUGGGGGAAACUUUAAAGUAUUUAUAUUUACUAUUUAGCGACGAUAGGAAAUUAAUUGAUUUGGAUAAGUUUGUAAUGAACAGCGAGGCUCAUCCUUUACCGAUUUAUUCCUCAUGAGGUUUAAUUAAAAAAAUAAUUUAAAUAAUUUCAAAGUUAGCUUAAUCCUUAGCGCACAAUUCUUUAUUGUUUAAAAGUCUCGAAUUUGUUAACUUCCAAAUUUAUCCAUUUUCGGUUAAUAGGCAGCCCAAAUGUCAUUUAUGUAAGAUGAGUUGCCUAUUUAGGUUUUGUGUUGGAGGGUUAAUUUAAAUACAAUCAUCCUUUACCGACUUAUU
Molecule: messenger RNA, 2084 nt
Organism: Onthophagus taurus
Lineage: Eukaryota; Metazoa; Arthropoda; Insecta; Coleoptera; Scarabaeidae
Gene: alpha-Man-Ib
Product: alpha-Mannosidase class I b
Biological process (GO): carbohydrate metabolic process; mannose trimming involved in glycoprotein ERAD pathway
Cellular component (GO): endoplasmic reticulum; membrane
Molecular function (GO): mannosyl-oligosaccharide 1,2-alpha-mannosidase activity; calcium ion binding
Source: RefSeq, a predicted model, not a curated record